Molecule: messenger RNA, 573 nt
Organism: Penicillium crustosum
Lineage: Eukaryota; Fungi; Ascomycota; Eurotiomycetes; Eurotiales; Aspergillaceae
Exons: 2
Coding region: 1-573 (190 amino acids)
Molecular function (GO): ubiquitin binding
Source: RefSeq, a predicted model, not a curated record
AUGACAGACGAGGAACCUUCGCUGAACAUACCGUCGCUUCUCACUCUAGCGGUUGUAUCGUACUUUGUUCUCCGGUGGUUCUUUAACCGCGAUGAUAGCUCCGCGGGAGGAAACCGAGGUCGGGGGCGUGGCAAUGUUGUCGAUCCGGCACAGGUGGAACAGAUCGCGCAGAUGUUCCCUCAACUGAGCACACGGGAUAUAAUGUGGGAUCUGCAGCGUAAUGGGGGAAGUGUUGCCGCAACGACAGAGCGGGUUCUGACUGGACGGGGCCUGGAAACGCCCCCUCCUUCCUUCCAGCCUCAGGUCGCAAUUCCCCCCACCAACAUCCCGCCGACGCAGACCGCCACGGCCGCACCCGUGCCCAAAGCAGACGCACAAGACUUGAUAUCUCGGUAUAAUCUGAGUGCAAAGGCCGAGAGCCCUCCUACAGAGUCACAACCCGAGACACCUUCCAAGUCCUCCUGGUCUCAGAAUAAGGAAGAGCGCCAGCGGAUCCUGCAGAAGCGUCGGGAUGAUAUGAUCUUAGCAGCGCGGAGGAAGAUGAUGCAAAAGAACCAGGGCGAUGUUCAAUGA